Molecule: messenger RNA, 1227 nt
Organism: Ylistrum balloti
Lineage: Eukaryota; Metazoa; Mollusca; Bivalvia; Pectinida; Pectinidae
Product: carbohydrate sulfotransferase 9-like
Exons: 2
Coding region: 1-1227 (408 amino acids)
Biological process (GO): carbohydrate biosynthetic process
Cellular component (GO): membrane
Molecular function (GO): sulfotransferase activity
Source: RefSeq, a predicted model, not a curated record
AUGGGUUCUGUUAGGUACAGAUGUGUUGUCACAGCAGGAAUAUCUGUGAUUCUGCUGUGUUGUUUUUAUAUGUUUGGACAUUACUAUAAUGAUGACAAACACAUGGUAUUGAAAGAGAAUCAGAUCUCAGGACAUCACAUUGCCUACGAUACUGGACUAAAGGAUACAUGGAAUGAUCGCAUCCAUCAUUUACAGAAAGGAUGUCACCAAAGUGGCAAAAAAGACAAAUAUAAAAUCAAAUAUCAACAAACCCCUGGAAUUUUCUUCCAGUCUAUGAAACUAAAUAUAAGUGUUUGUAAAGUAGCAAAGGCAGGUAGCACGUUUUGGGCUAUUGUGUUUUUAAUUGUAGAAAAAGGUAUGGCAGCUUCAAAGGCGUUUAGCAUUCCAAGACAUAAGAUACAUUCUAUGAGCGGUGGACUUACCAAAAGGUUACCCACUGAACAUGAACAACUGAAGACAAAUGGUGUUGUCGUUUCCCGUGACCCAUACUCAAGAUUGUUUUCAGCGUUCAUAGACAAAUAUUACUUAUUAAGGUUUGUGCAGAAUGCUAAAUCACUGGCGAAAUCCUUAGGAAAAGGAUUUUUUAUGACAGAAGUUGGUAAGUGUGGGUACAAUGUUUCUUUUCAAGAUUUCGUAGACAGUGUAACAACAACAGCUCUACAAGGAAGAGGUAUCAACCGACAUUGGAGUCCUGUUUACACCAUGUGUAGAGUGUGUGACGUGGAAUAUCAAUAUGUCAUACAACAGGAAACAUUGACAAGGGAUACAGAGUACAUCAUUAAUCAGCUGGAGAUAAGUAACGAAACAAAAACAACACUGACACGGAUGUUUCACGGAUCCGGUACGAAUAAAACCAUGGCGGGAGUGAUAGAGACUAUGUGGAGUGCUAUUGACGGCCCCGCUAUGAGAGCAUGUUGCAGCAACAAACUUGCCUACUUCAUGAAAAUGUGGGAAGGAUUCAAAAUACAAGGCUACAUUAGAACAAAUAUAGCAUUUCCUUUAUCAGCAUUUCAAGGUAAAAACAGCGUUAACGUCAAAAACAUUACAAAUGCUGUUUUGAAGGCGAUGAGUACUAACCCUUUAUCAAGUACAGAACGAAAGACACAGCGAAGACAGGCUUUAGUUGAUGCAUAUGUAGGUAUGCCAAAACGUAUCAUCUCUCAGGUACAAGAAAUGUACAAAAUGGAUUUUUAUUUAUUUGGUUAUGAUGUUAAUCCACCCUCUUGA